Marmota monax (woodchuck) is the source of this 5330-nucleotide messenger RNA. RefSeq names its product inner centromere protein (gene Incenp). The coding region runs from base 157 to 2832 and encodes 891 amino acids. The record is from RefSeq and is a predicted model, not a curated record. Gene Ontology annotation, cellular component: midbody; nucleus; chromosome passenger complex. Gene Ontology annotation, molecular function: protein serine/threonine kinase activator activity. The transcript is spliced from 18 exons. Gene Ontology annotation, biological process: meiotic spindle midzone assembly; mitotic cytokinesis; positive regulation of protein serine/threonine kinase activity. NCBI's taxonomy places the organism in Eukaryota, Metazoa, Chordata, Mammalia, Rodentia, Sciuridae.
UUCGCCCGCGCAGCGCCGCCCGGUUGCUCCUCCGGUGCUGAGAGCCUACGAGGCCGGGAGCCGGGAGGAUCUGGGAGGCGGGGGCUUACUUAGGGAGACCGCGGACUUGAAUCGGAGCAACCCUUUAGAGACUCGGUGCAGUCAAAAAGAGCCACCAUGGGGACCACUGCCCCAGGACCCAUUCACCUGCUGGAGCUAUGUGACCAGAAGCUCAUGGAUUUUGUCUGCAACAUGGACAAUAAGGACUUGGUGUGGCUCAAGGAAAUCGAGGAGGAGGCGGAGCGCAUGUUCAUAAGAGAAUUCAGCAAAGAGCCAGAGCUGAUGCCCAAAACUCCUUCUCAGAAGAACCGACGGAAGAAGCGACAGGUUUCUUGUGUUCAGGAUGAAAACAGAGACCCCAUCAGGAAGAGCAGAUUAUCCCGCAGAAAGACUCGGAGCAGCCAGCUGAGUUCCCGGCACCUCUGUAGCAAGGACAAGGUGGAGAAGCUGGCCACAGUGAUGGGGGAGAAUGGCUCUCCUGUGCUGCAGCGGGUGACCCGAGCUGCAGCCGCCGCAGCUGCAGCCGCCGCAGCUGCAGCUGCCGCAGCUGCAGCUGCUGCUGCAGCCUCCUCCACAGCAUCGGCUGAAUCUUCACCUAUCCCCGAGCUUCCCAGCAUGCUGACCGAGAAGCCCAUGGUGGUGAUAGGCCUUACUGAGCGCCGGAGUGCUGAGCAGUGCCUCACUCAGAGCAUGGCUGCCUCAGCUCUGUCACGGGUUCCAUCCCCAGCUCCCACUCCAGCUGCACCUCCGGCUUCCCAGGGCAUCCCGACAUCGGAUGUUGAAUCAACACCUAAGAAGUCAGAGGCCGGAAGACUGGAGUCUGUCACAGUGAGCUCUUUGAUGGCUACGCCCCAGGACACCAAGAGUCGAGGGGUUGGGACUGGACGGUCUGUGUCCAAGCUCAAGAUUGCGCAGGCUUCCCCAGGUCUGUGGGACUCACACAGCUCUCCAGACUCUCCAUGGAAGGAGCGGGUGCUGGCCCCCAUCCUGCCAGAGAACUUCUCCACCCCCACGGGCUCCCGUGCAGUCCCUCAGUCAGUGCGUCGCAGCCUGAUUGCCCUGUCCUCCCCGGAUGCCCAAGUCUUACUCACCCAAAAGUGUUCCCUGGUGUCCAGACAGGAAGGCACCAGCCGCAGAUCAAGCAAAAAGAUCAAGAAGGCUGCCAAGGAGCCAGCUGCCUCUGCCCGCAUCAUCUGUCACAGUUACCUGGAGAGGCUCCUGAAUGUUGAGGUGCCCCAAAAAGUCAGCCCUGAGCACAAGGAGUCCAGUGACAAGGAUGAGCCUGUGGAGGCAGACGAGCCAGAGGCCUCCAAGAAUGAUGGGAGUAACUCGAGGCUCCAUGGUGCCACCAAGGUUGCCCCUAGUACGACCACGUUGAAGCCUGCAGCUGGUGACCAGGAAGCACCCUCUGAAGGGCAACAAGAGGCCAAGACUGAUGAAGCAGAUAGACACAGAGAGCCACCCCGGAGUGUCAGGAGGAAACGCAGCUAUAAGCAGGCGAUGAGUGAACUGGACGAGCAUCAUCUGGGGGAUGAGGAGCUGCAGCCCCCCAGGUGUAAGACUCCUUCCCCACCCUGCCCAGCCAGCAAGGUGGUACGGCCCCUCCGGACCUUUCUGCACACAGUGCAGAGGAACCAGAUGCUCAUGACCCCAACCUCAGGGUCCCGCAGCAGUGUCAUGAAGUCUUUCAUCAAGCGCAAUACUCCCCUGCGUGUGGACCCCAAGGAGAAGGAGCGCCAACGCCUGGAGAAUCUGCGGCGGAAGGAGGAGGCUGAGCAGCUGCGCAGGCAGAAGGUGGAGGAGGACAAGCGGCGGCGGCUGGAGGAGGUGAAGCUGAAGCGUGAGGAGCGCCUCCGCAAGGUGAUGCAGGCCCGAGAACGCGUGGAGCAGAUGAAGGAGGAGAAGAAGAAGCAGAUAGAGCAGAAGUUUGCUCAGCUCGAUGAGAAGACCGAGAAGGCCAAGGAGGAGCGGCUGGCAGAGGAGAAGGCCAAGAAAAAGGCGGCGGCCAAGAAGAUGGAGGAAGUGGAGGCGCGUAGGAAGCAGGAGGAGGAGGCGCGCAGGCUCAAGUGGCUCCAGCAGGAAGAGGAGGAGCGGCGCCAUCAAGAGCAGCUGCAGAGGAAGAAGGAGGAGGAGCAGGAGCGGUUGCGCAAGGCCGAGGCCCGGCGGCUGGCCGAGCAACGCGAGCAGGAGCGGCAGCUGGCAGAGGAGCGCAAGAGGGAGCAGGAGCGGCUCCAGGCCGAGAGGGAGCUGCAGGAGAGGGAGAAGGCCCUGCGGCUACAGAAGGAGCGACUGCAGAGGGAACUGGAGGAGAAGAAGAAGGAGGAGGAGCAGCGCCUGGCUGAGCAGCAGCUGCAGGAGGAGCAGGCGCGCAAAGCCAAGAAGGCGACUGGAGCCAGCAAGGGCCUGAAUGUGACCAUAGAUGUGCAGUCUCCAGUUUGUACCUCAUAUCAAAUGACUCCACAAGGGCCCAGGACCUACCCCAAAAUCAUUACAGAGGAUUAUGGGAUGGACCUGAAUAGUGAUGACUCUACUGAUGAUGAGGCCAACCCCCGGAAGCCUAUUCCCCUCUGGGCCCAAGGCGCCCAGCUCUCACAGACUUUCAUCUCUCAAUACUUUAACCCACCGGACACUAAGGAGCUUUUUGGACCCAUUCUCCCGCUGGACUUGGAGGACAUCUUCAAGAAGAGCAAGCCCCGCUACCACAAGCGCACCAGCUCGGCUGUCUGGAACUCGCCGCCCCUGCAGGGCACCAGGACCCCUGGCAUCCUGGUCCACAAUCUGAAGAAGUACUGAAGCAGGCCCAUGGCCUCUCUGCUGUCUCUGCGCCCAUCUGUCUGUCUGUCUCUGUGUUGGCUGACAUCUUCCUGCUUGGUCUGUCAGUGCUGAGGGCUUGGUCAGGUGGCUGUGAGCCUCCUUGGUGUGCGGGUGUUUGUGCUGCAGAUGGAAGGUGGCCCCAGGCCUGCAGGGGCCAUGGGCUUAGUGGAUGGCUGGGGAGGAAGCAGGCCCAGCCCCAACCAGCCUGCAGGCAGCACUGUGUAAAUAGAUUAUUACAAUUCAGCAGAAUUUUAGUCUGUAGAGUUUUAGAGGUAGAUUAAUAAAGUGCAUUCUUUCCAGCCUUCUGUGGAUGUCGUGAAGACCAGGCUCUGCGGCAUCAUGCCCCAGAUCCUGGUCCUGCAGGCAUGUGUCUCUGGCCACCAGACGGUCUGGAGAAGCAAGGCACUGCUCCUUCAUCUGGGUGUGCUCCGUGGUCACUGGUGGGGGGAUCCCGCUCCAGAGGUACUGACUUGAGGGCUGAAUCCGAUACCCGGGGAGACACUUUAAUGACUUCAUGAUGGGGCAGUGAAGAUGCUUGCUGUUAGUAAAGGAAUUUCAUUCUUUUGGAAAGACUUGGGCCUUGACACAGCCCUGCCACUUAGUCCCUCAGCCUAGCUACUCCUCAGGCUCCACCCUUGCUGCAUGGGUGGUGAAAGGACUUGAAAGAGUUCAAGUGCAUGAGCUCUGAUUAGAAAAAAAGGAGGUCCUUUGAGACCACCUUGGGACCAGGGCAGUGGGAGAGUGCCCCAACAUUGAGACCAGACAGCUGCUAAUUAAAUGGUUGGUGCCAAUCAAGAGUGGCCCUGGUCCUGGCUACUAGGUGUCCUGCUGCUCUAAGUCCCUAGAGUCGAGGUUGGUAAACUAUGGCCCAUGGGCCAGAUCAAGCCACAGUCAAGUUUUAGUUUUAUUGGAACAUGCAGAUUGGAAAUGCUGGUUAGUCUGUCCGUCCCCACCUGCUCUCACUUGAGGGUAGAAUUACGUUUUGCAGCAGAAGCCUUGUGGCUUAUAAAGCUGACAAUUUUUGUUGUCUGAACCUGUACAGAAAAACUUCCUGACCCCUACUUUAGGAUAAAAUAAAGGCUAAAUAGCAGAAUGCUUUAAAAAGAAAAGAAAUGGUGAACUCACAUGAUAAACCAAAGCUAGAAGAUUCUGCCCAUGCGAAGAAAAACAUUUUACAGUUCAUUCAAAUAUGGUGGACAUGCAGAUUUGUUUCAUCUGUUCUCCUGACUGGAAACUUACGUUAAGUAAACUGGAGAGCAUGUCUUUGUCUGAAAUCAUAACAUCAAAUUUUCACUGUGAUAAGCAUAUUGAUACAGCGUGUCCAAGAAGCACUUAUUCAACAGAAAGGCAAUUUAAGUUGUGUCUUGAUCAGCAUUUGAUGUUGUCCGUAUUUCUUUAUCCACUGUAAUAGGAGUGUAGUGGUGUCUCAUGGUUUUAAUAUUUCCUCAAGGCUGAAAAGGGUGUAUAUUUUUUCAAGUGCCUAUUUGCCUUCUGUAUAUCAUUUUUGGUGAAGAAUCUGUUCAAGUCUCACUCAGUCCUAAAUUGUGUUGUUUAACCAUUGAAUUUAAGAAUCCUUGCAUGGUGUAAAUACAAGUCUGCUGCCAGAUACGUGCUCUGUACUAUUUUCUGCCGUUCUGCAGCUUGCCUUUUCAUUUACUUCCAGUCACAGAGCAAACAUUUUAAAUUCAGCAAGUCUACUUAUCAUUUUAUGGGUUAUACUUUUUUGAUGUCAUGUCCAAAAGAAAUCUUUGUUUAGCGUCAAGUCCCAAAGCUUUUGUAUGUUUCCUUCUGAAUGUUUUCUUAUUCUAAAUGUUAUAUUUAGACAUGAGAUAACUUUUAGUUUGAGAUGACUUUUUAAAGUGUGAGGUUCAUGCUUUUUGUUUUUAUUUGGGGCACGUGGACGGAUGUCUAGUUGUUUCAGCACCAUUUGUUGAAAAGACUGUCCUUCCUCCACUGAAUGUCCUUGGUAUCUCUGUCAAGAAUCAGUCAGCCACGUUCAUUUGGGCCUAUAUAGGACUUUUUUUCUUCAUUCAUCUGUGUCUCUUCUUUUGCCAAAACCACAUGGCCAAGAUUGCCAUACUUUGUAAUAAUCUCAAAAUCUGAUAAUUUAAACCCUCCAGAUUUCUUUUUCCUUUCCAAUUUGUUUUUACUAUUAAUUUUACCUUUCUACAUAUAUUUUAGAAUUGGUCUAUCUAUACAAAAGUCCUGCUUGGGUUUCCAUUGGAAUUUCAUUGUAGAUGAGUUUGGAGGUAAAUUCACAUACUUACAAUAGUGAGUUUUGUGAUUCGUGCAUGUGAUAUGUCUCCAUGUAUUCACAUUUUAUAGUUUCUGUCAUCAGCACAUUGUAGUUUUGGCAUACAUUAUCUUGUACAUAUUUCGUUAAAUAUUUAUUUUCUGGCCAUUAUUGUAAAUAGUUUUGUUUUUCUAAUUUUUGAACUAUGCUUGUUCAUUGCUGAUAUAUAGAAUUACAAAUGAUU